CCCCUCUAUAAUUGCAAUCUUCUGUCUCUGUCUCUUCAGUGGAUUGCUACACCUGCUACGCAGCCAGCUUGUGCGAUCCACACAAUUUAUUCUUAACAGCGAGGAGAGAGAGCCCAACCGUCAAUUCUUACCCUCACGCCUACGGCGAUACAAAGCCUAUUAUCAUUUUCAGAUUGAUUUCUUCAUACUUGAGCUUGUCUCCUUUAUAAGCAAAGGCCUGCCAUGCCUGCACCGUCGCUCGUCGACUCUUGCACGAAGGCUUGCAUCAAAAACAUCCGCAGCUUAAACGAUGUUGGCGACUUUGAGUACUGGAAAAUCCGCCCCGUGCUGCUGCGGCUCGAGUCCCCCGCCCAGCUCCAUGAAAUCGAAACCCAUUCGCCCCAGAUUCGAGGCGAGGACGCCGAGCUCUGGCGCGCCUUUAUUGCGCGCGACUUCGUCAACUGGGAGCAGAAGAAUUACGCUCCCAAGAACCCGCUGAAAUGGUACGAAGUAUACCUAAAGUACAAAAGGGAGCAGGAGCGCGAGAUAGCAAGGGACGAGGAGAUCCUCAGGGCUUCGAUGGGGCAGCUCAAGAAGAAGAAGGAGACGAACGUCUCGAAGGUGGUAGAUUUGAGGGCCCUGCCGAAGGUGCCCAGGGACCCGCGGAUGCUUGCUAAUAACGGGGGCGUGCCGAUUGGUAAGAGAACAGGGCUGUUCAAGAAGGAAGGACCGAGUAGUCUGGUUUGGAGCGCUGGGUCCAAGACCAAGAUGACGGACGGGAAGAGUGUGCUUACGAGGGCCAGGAGGGAGGCGAAGGAGAUUAGCCAGAGAAGCAAGUUGGCGAAGCCGACGCACGAAUUGACAGCACGAGCGGGGCAGGUCAGGAAAGCACCUGCAGGAAUGGUGAACGAGUAUAAGAAGGCGGUGCAGCCCGCGAUCAGGAUCCUGUCGAGAAAGAAGAAUCCGGCGGCGGGGAACAACAUCACAGGCGGUAUUACUGGGCCGAGUCUAGAAGAGAGGGAGAAGAGACUCUCGGCGAUUCAGGCUGGGAUGAGUCCACCUAAGAAUUCCACAACAGAGGGCGUGACUCUGGUAGGCUCCUCCGACGAAGAGGAUGGAGGAGAUGAUUUGGAUGAUCUCUUCGACCCGCGACACCUCACUUCCUCCACAUCACGUCCAGCCUCCUCCUCGUCCAGACCGAUCGCAAGAGCCAGCUCCUCGUCAUCUCGCCCCACACCUUCUACCGAGCGGCCUACCUCCCGCCAACCUCCAUCAUUAUCAUCAUCAUCCACCAACCCCUCCAAACCCUCAGAUUACAUAUCCUCUAUCGUCAGCCGUCCCAAACCUUCCGGAUCCUCUCCUGCAACGCGCCCGAAUCCCGCACCCCGAUCCAGGAGUCCGAGUCCGAGCCGCGCGGAGAGGAAGCCACCACCACCAGUCCUCAUGAGAAGGAAGGCCGAGGUGGAUAUCUUCAAUCGAUCAGCGACCAAGAGGCCGAGGAAUAGAUAGAUAGUUUGCUAUAUUUUUUUUUCCCCUUUUUCUUCCAUCUAACGAUUUUCGCCAUGAAUUAACGGGCAUGAAAGGAGGAGUUUAGGAAUAUUGAGGAGUGCUUCGGGUUGGACAUAUGGCGUAAUGCUAGGGCAUAUAUGGAUAGGUAGAUGAGAAAUGGAAAGGCAUAUUCACAAGGAAGAAGAGUCACAUGCAUCAGAAACAAUAUGAAACGCUUCAGCAAUUCACACAAAAGCCUAGAUUCAACAAAUCCGGCCCCCUCAUGUCACCAUCACACCCUAAGACUAGAGAUGCAU
This is a messenger RNA of Amorphotheca resinae ATCC 22711, 1784 nucleotides long. RefSeq lists its product as hypothetical. Bases 223 to 1488 code for a protein of 421 amino acids. The record is from RefSeq and is a predicted model, not a curated record. The transcript is spliced from 2 exons. Gene Ontology annotation, cellular component: nucleus; elongin complex. NCBI's taxonomy places the organism in Eukaryota, Fungi, Ascomycota, Leotiomycetes, Helotiales, Amorphothecaceae. Gene Ontology annotation, biological process: transcription elongation by RNA polymerase II.